This is a messenger RNA of Mugil cephalus (flathead mullet), 8787 nucleotides long. RefSeq names its product RAR-related orphan receptor A, paralog a (gene roraa). Gene Ontology annotation, cellular component: nucleus. The transcript is spliced from 10 exons. Gene Ontology annotation, molecular function: nuclear receptor activity; RNA polymerase II cis-regulatory region sequence-specific DNA binding; zinc ion binding. The record is from RefSeq and is a predicted model, not a curated record. Bases 775 to 2181 code for a protein of 468 amino acids. Gene Ontology annotation, biological process: regulation of transcription by RNA polymerase II. NCBI's taxonomy places the organism in Eukaryota, Metazoa, Chordata, Actinopteri, Mugiliformes, Mugilidae.
GAAACCCUUUCCGUCACUAUCUCCCCUUCCUCACCUGUCGGGGAGAGCGUGCGAGGAGGAGAGGGGCGUGCGGGUCCCUCGGAGAGGUCAGGAGAAGAUGCUGGGGCUCCACUCGUCUCCCCUCUGCGCAGGGCCCACCGCUGUUCACAGGCAUCUGGCCUCACACUGAUCGCUCAUAUCUACAGGCAGAGAGCAGGAGGAGAGCUUCUAUCAUUGAGCCACUGAAAAAUUACAAAUCCUCUACAUUUUUUUUUUCUCUUAUUUAUUCGCCUCUCCUUUAUCCAUAUUAUUUUUUAAAAUUUCUUCCCGUUUUUUCUUCAUCCUUAAUUAUUUCUAAAGGCAGAAAGCCAAGAGAGUACAGAACAGGAAUGUGGGAAAAAGAAGAAGAAGAAGAAGAAGAAAAAAAAAAUAAAAACGCCGUCUGCUAGAACUGGUUCUGACUUUAUCCUUGCACUAAAAAAGAUAAGCCACGGAAGAUAGUUAGAGUGUGCUGUGUCUAGCAAGCCGGCGCACAGAGCUCUGACUGCAAUCAGUGGGAAGAGGGCCAGCUUCCCUGCCUGAGCUCUCAGCGCCCCUACUGGCUGCACGCUGUGCCAAUCAAAGGCUAGUGGGUGGGGAGCAGUCAGACAUGAACACUGAUGUCACAGUCACAUGGAUUCUGGUGUGGUCAUGCUCGGAGGCUGAGAGACAGAGCUGUGCUGGCCAGCUGCUGCUGAGACAGCAGUGGAGGGCUUUGCGCUGGUGAUAGUUCUUCUCUUAUGGACUCGAAGCUUAAUGAUGUAUUUUGUGAUUUCAGCUAUGAAAGCUCAAAUCGAAAUAAUUCCCUGCAAGAUCUGUGGAGACAAAUCAUCAGGCAUCCAUUACGGCGUGAUAACAUGUGAAGGCUGUAAGGGCUUCUUCAGGAGGAGUCAGCAGAGCAAUGCAGCCUACUCCUGCCCCCGUCAGAAGAACUGCUUGAUCGACCGCACCAGCCGCAACCGCUGCCAGCACUGCCGGCUGCAGAAGUGCCUGGCAGUGGGCAUGUCACGAGAUGCGGUGAAGUUUGGCCGCAUGUCAAAGAAGCAGCGAGACAGCCUGUAUGCCGAGGUCCAGAAGCACCGGCUGCAGCAGCAGCAACGUGACCACCAACAACAGCCCGGAGAGGCGGAGCCGCUCACACCUAGCUACGGCCUCUCGGCCAACGGCCUCACGGAGCUCCACGAUGACCUCAGCGGCUACAUGGACGGACACACCCCCGAUGGCAGCAAACCAGACUCGGCGGUCAGCAGCUUCUACCUGGACAUCCAGCCAUCUCCUGACCAGUCAGGCCUGGACAUCAACGGCAUCAAGCCCGAGCCCAUCUGCGACUUUGCCCCCGGCUCUGGCUUCUUCCCUUACUGCUCCUUCACCAACGGAGAAACCUCCCCCACCGUGUCCAUGGCUGAACUAGAGCACCUGGCCCAGAACAUCUCUAAGUCACACAUGGAGACAUGUCAGUACCUGAGAGAGGAGCUGCAGCAGAUGACUUGGCAGGCUUUCCUGCAAGAGGAGGUGGAGAGCUACCAGAACAAGCCCCGGGAAGUCAUGUGGCAGCUGUGUGCUAUCAAAAUAACAGAGGCCAUUCAGUAUGUGGUGGAGUUUGCCAAGCGCAUCGACGGCUUCAUGGAGCUGUGUCAGAAUGAUCAGAUAGUGCUGCUGAAAGCAGGCUCUUUGGAAGUUGUGUUUGUCAGAAUGUGCCGUGCCUUUGACUCGCAAAACAACACAGUCUAUUUUGAUGGAAAAUAUGCCGGACCUGAUGUGUUCAAGUCAUUAGGCUGUGACGACUUGAUCAGCUCCGUCUUCGAGUUUGGGAAAAACUUGUGUUCUAUGCACCUGUCUGAGGAUGAGAUCGCCCUGUUCUCUGCCUUUGUGUUGAUGUCUGCAGACCGGUCCUGGCUCCAGGAGAAGGUGAAGGUGGAGAAACUCCAGCAGAAGAUCCAGCUGGCCCUCCAGCACGUCCUGCAGAAGAACCACAGAGAGGACGGCAUACUUACAAAGUUGAUAUGCAAAGUGUCGACACUGCGAGCGCUGUGCAGUAGGCAUACAGAGAAGCUUACAGCUUUCAAAGCAAUAUACCCAGACAUUGUGCGUGCCCACUUCCCCCCCUUAUACAAGGAGCUGUUUGGAUCAGACUUUGAGCAGUCCAUGCCCGUUGACGGGUAGCAGCCCUGCCAGGUGCCAGUGUGCCCACCGUAGGGGAAUGUGGAGGAGGAAUCUGAGACACUUUACUGGUGCCCUGCACAAACCAGAGCGGACAGAUGGCACGCUGUUCAACUUCUUCUUUUACAUUGGAGGGGAGGGCUCGGGGAGUUGAUUGUCAAGGUUUACUCUAUUGAAUUUAGUUCUCUUCGGAAGUCGCGUGGGACCUGACACCCCACGGGACGUGAAGAGGAGAUAGGAACAAAUCAUUUCUGUUUGGUUGAACUUGACCCUCUUAUGCGCUUUCUUAACACGGAGCUCCCGAUUGCACUUCACCCGCGUUCACCAGUAUUGACCGCAUCCGACCGCAAAAUCAUGCGAGCGAUUCUCGAGACACUUUCAAAAGCAGAUGAAGAUUUCUAGUUUAGAAGACGACCACAUCAGUAUUAUUUUCCAGAUGACACUCCCAAAACAGUUUUUGCAUUUUUUUCCAGCGAAGCCUAACAUCUCCAUCCGCAGACCACACGACACGCCCCAAAACCUGAGUAAACAACUGACAAAUGCGCACAUUUUGGUCAAGUUCAGCCACUUUUUCUUUUUGUUUUAUUUUCUGUUGUUUUGGUUUCUCUCUCUCUCUCUCUCUCUCUCUCUAUCUCUCUCUCUCUUGCGUUCAGUCGUAUUUUUUGGACACAGUGCUCAGAAUGAAAACACGCAGCGACUUUGAGGGAGGUUCCAUUGGCAUGGUCAUGCAGUCGGCGCCUCUCUACGGACAAUCGUUUAAAAGAGAAAAAAAAAAAGAAACCUAGAAUUCUGGUAAUUCUAAUGAAAACGCAAUGAUUUUAGCUGUCAAAGACUCCAUCCACCAUUGUUGCAUAGUGAAAUCAUGUAAGGCCAUCUGCUAUUAAUCCUUCUCUGGAAGGGUGCCCUGAAGAAGCACAGGGUACCGCCACAAUGAAAAGGGUCCAUUCCACCUGUUUUAUAAUGUACUACAGGGUAUAUGGUCAUAAGUACUUACUAUACAGAAAAAAAGUAAUGUUUAUAGAAUCUAUUUUAAAUAACAUGUAUGAUAUUAGUAGUUAGACCAUUCUUAAUUGUUGAAUUGAUAAGGCACUUUUAUUUACACCUUUCUUUAAUUUAAGACUUGUAUAUUUACCUAGUGAUGUGUUGCAUGUGCACAAGAAAUACAAGUUGAAUCAUGGUCACAGAGGUUAGUCCUGGGAGCUGCAGAUGAUACUGCCCUGGAAGCGUACGGGGAUGUAUGUUAGGAUGGCUGGCGUGGUUGGCGAAAAAAGAGGCGCGGGUGAGAAGGCAAGUUAAAGACGCUCUUAAAUGCCAACCUUGCACUCGUCAAAGCAGAGCCGAUAAACCACGCGCUUUUGUCCGAAAUACGAUGGUUUGCAUUUUUUUUUUUUUUUACAGUGUAAAACUUCACAUGUGAUUUAAAGAAGGCUACACACACACAAAAGAAAGAAAAUAGACAAAGGAAAGUUUACCCCAGCCAGGCCUUAAUGAUCAACAUUGUAUUCAAUAGCCAUGUGGCUGCACUGGAAAAGUCACACACAGACUGCAAUCCAAUUGUUCCACCUAGUGGAAGAACAAGAUACAACAAGCACGUUAGAAGCCUAACGGCGGAGACCCAGUGUCCAACCUAAAAAAAACAAAAAAAAAGCACAUUCAUGUUUCGUCGCCGUCUAAAGAGUGACUCUAUCUGCCUCCUCACCUCAGCCCUCGGCCCAGCGACACCGCAACAGGACACAGAAGUCACAGGGAAGGGAAAGUGAAUAUUCAAAGCCUUGUCUGGUUGUAAAGCUUCUAUUUUUGUAACUCGUUUUGGUUAAUAAACUCAUGAAAGAGAACGAGGGAGAGAAAAAGAUGUCAGGUAGCACUUAACUAUACUCCUGCAAUAAUUAGACUAGCUGUUGUCUGUAUGGUUAGGGGAGAAACAUAAAAAUGGUAGGACAAGUGCUAUUUUCAGAAUGCUUUGUUGUCGUGCUUCUGUUUUGUUGAGUGUGUCUUUCUCGUCAGUGUGGUAGUAAAGUGGUAGAGAAAAAAAAAAGAAAAAAGAAACCCUGGAUGUGCCAAACAGUAGUCGUUGCUUCUGCUUUCCAGUCUACUCGUCUGUAACGUAGAAUGGAUUCCUAAGACAUUCCAGCAAUCUCGGUAGCGACUUCUAGAAAUAUCUUUUAAAAAAAAUGAAAAGGAAGUGAAAAUGAGUUUAAAAAAAAAAAAGAAAAGAGAAAAUGACAUCCCUUUAGAAACCCAUCAACGUGUGUUAACACAUCUGUCACCGACUGUAACAUAGAAUCCAGUUGUUUGUCUUUUUUUUUGUUGUUUUUUUUUUGUUUUUCUAUCAUUCCUCUGCCGUGCAAUUUGUACAAGGCGUUAAUGCCUCGUGCUGUCACCCCUCAGGGAAGAGUUUCUUUUUGUGCUUUCUGUUUUAGAGGACAUUUGUUUGUAUUCACGAAGUUGUUUUUAUUUUUUUUUUUUUUCAGGGAUGUUCCAUGAGAAAUGGUUGAAAAUAGGAUUUAAAAAAAAAACAAAAAAAAUCAUCACUGAGUUGUAAAGAAUCUCACAUUACUGAUGUCCAUAAGAGGCCCUCCAGCCAAGUCUUAGAAAAAAAAGCGAAUAAUCUCAUUUGUUAAAACAACAAACCCCAUCACUUUUACAAACUGCCGUUUUUUCAGUAGCAGCGUGUUUCAGUCUCACAGAAGAAGAAAAAAAAAACCUGUUUUAAUAUUAAAUGGUGUCGUCAGGGUCUUUACAAAUGAUAACCCUCUUUGUUAGAAAACCAAAUAUUCUUAUGCAAUACUAAAUCUGUUUCUGUGUUUGGGUUGUAGUAGACAUGCUGUACCUGAGUAAUAAUCUCUGUUGUGAUCCAAUCCUGUUUUGGAUAUGCACAAGCCCUCUUACGACUAGUAAACCUCAGUCUCAAAGCAAAAGAAAACCCAGUCUGGAACACUGCUAGACAAUCCAGGUUGAGAGGCCCGGCGGCCCCCCGGCAAGAGCAGCAGAGAGGAUGAGGUGUGAACGCUCAGGGAGGUAACAGGUAGACCGAAGAAGCAACUUGCUCUCCUCUGGAGCUGCGUUUGAUUAGCUCUUUUGUGAAUUAAUGAAAAAUUGAUGAGCAGAGCUUGGCUGAAUUUUUUUUUAAUUAUUUUUUUUAUUUUAUUUUUUUUUAUUUUCUGGCAUAGCACUCUGAACACAUACACUUGAGAAAAUGAUGGAGAAACAACAAAAGAGAUUUCUUGAAAUUUAUUCAAUUUCGUACACGUUUCCGUGUUGCUUGUUAGCAAUCACGCAUUCGAUUUAGGACUUUGGGAAAUCUGAUUAUUGAGAGACGAAAACCGGUUGUUUUCUUGAGAUGUGUUCAGUUUUGUUUACCUGCGAGUUUUCAAGCAGCCGAGCGUCUUUUGUUCUGCGAUAUAUAACAAGCAAUAUGCCUUGUGUUUCAAUUACGGGUCUCUACAGUGCAGUCAUCAUCCUUUUGAAUUAACACACAGCCGAACGUACAAUGUUUACUCUCAGUCGAUGACAAAAAGUAAUAAAGCCCCAUCACUCUAUUUUCAUCUCCUUAUGUGCUGGUGUGGUUGCGGUAGUGGCAGGAGAGCAGCGAAUGGUCAUCGGACGCACGGAUGCGUGUGUCUCCUUCACACAGGCCUGAAAACGUGACGUCCGUCUGUAUAUUCUCAUCCGAGGUGUCCCGGCUCCAUGAAGGGAUUAAUGCUACGUGUGCUAUUCAAUCAGUGUAUAGUAUACAGUCAAAUGUGCUGGUCCUUCUGUCUCUGCUCUGUUGUCUGUUUGUAAAAAAGCAAUAGUGUGUGUGCGUGUGUGUGCGUGCGUAUGUGUUUGUUCUCACUGUGUGUGAAUAAAAAUAAACCCCAGACAAGGCUUUAAUAAUUACAAGAGGAACAGGGUUAUGUGGACGAGGAGGGUUUCGAUUUCAUUUUGGACUUUGGAAAAGAAAAAAGUGAAUUUAAAAAAUAAAAGGAAUAAAGAGGUUUCUGGAAAUGCUGAGCUUGAUCCAUCCGUGAUAGGUGUAGGUUUUUAAAAGCAUGACAUAAUGCCUCCGGCAAUUCAACAUCGGUCUGUGGGACUGACUACGAAGCUAACAAAAACAAAUAAUUUUUAAAAACGUGCCACAAAUCCUAGACUGUAAAAAAAAAAAAAAUUAAAAAUUGUGAAAACGAAUCGUCCUGACCGGAAAUUGCAAGGGUCCGCGUUAUGUCACGCUUCCAAGUUGCCGGUGUGUCACUCGGAAUUACGUCACAUUUGAACAAAACUCAUUCUCCAAAGCACAGGUGAUAAGAAUUUAUGAUUACAUUUAAGAAUAUAGUUUAAAGAGAAACGAAAAAAAAUAAAAAAUAAUUGAAAAACAACUUUUUAGCCAUAAUCGAAUGUCAAGCAAUAAUAUAUGUCCGUGUAUUAUUUUUCAUUCUUUUGUGCAUAAUAGUCUUUGAACAUCUGCAUGUAAAUACACCUCUUAUUUAUCACUAUUUGGUUCUAUUUUGUUGUUGAUUUUGUGGACGAGUUUAUGUUCCAUCUGUAUAUUUGACCUGUUCUGUUCCCGGGUGGAGAACUAAGAACUUGACAUGGCCUGUAUGCUGUAUAUCUUAUUUUCUCACUCUCUCUCUCUCCCUCUCUCUCUCUCUUUCUCUCCCUCAUUCUCGGCCGUUUAUUCACCAUAUUUAAUGUUAUUAUUGAUCACAUGUAUAAAGGUAGCUUUGUAACUUCUGUCUGUAUAGGUAAGAGGAAAAUACUGCUACUAAGGCCUACCCAGUGAAAAUAUUUAUCUGUUUAUCAAUUACAUCAUAUUGUACGAUAACUCUGUUUCUAUUUGCUUCCCUCCUUUAGGAUUAGUUUGAUAGAGAUAGGGUGUGCUGACAUUUAAUUUUGUGUUGCCCUGAUGUGUGGUGCUAGGUAAGUUAAUUUUGUGAACCGAGUAUUGAUUCCUAAGCCUGGCCGCCCUAUUAGUUCACUCAUUUCAUUGCGUAUUAACGUAUUAUGGAUAUUAGAACUCGAUAAAUAAAUGAAUAAAUAAUGAUAAUGAAAAUGAUAGUGGUAAAAAAUUACCCAGAGCCAGCUCCUGUAUCAGUGCGCUCGCCCUGGGAUAAGGCACUUAUUUCCUUCUGACUUAUAGCAAAGCUAGUAUCUGCUAAUUAACAAGCUAUUUAAGGUUGCUUUUCUGGUUUGUGGAAAAAUUAUAAUAUUCAAACUGAAACAGCAGUAUUGUGUUAUUUUAAUUUUUUUUUUCUUUGUCUGAUUGUACUAAAAAGAACCACUCACUGAGGCUAUAGUUUGUCCUGUUUUUAAGAUGCUAACUAUUUACCUCCUGUGUUUCGCGUUGCUCUCCACCUGAUGCAGGGGAGUGGUGCCUCCAUACGCUUUUUAUUAUUCCCCCGUUUUUAGACUGUCCCUAAACAGACCGGUGGCAUAAGGCAAAGUGUUAAAAAUGUACAUGAAAGGAUUGCCAUUCGAAGACAAAGUUGACCUUCUCUCUCUUCUCUGUAGCAAAUAUCAGUAAGAAUACUCUUGCAAUAAUACACACAAACGAAUCACACUGAGUGCCUCUCGGUGUAACGACAUGCAUACAUGGUUUUGAUUGUCUCUUCUUUCUUUUCUUCGUGCUUUUCCAGACGUGUUCUGAAGUGACAAUGUAUUUUGUACAUGGGGAUGAAUUCUCGCUCUCACGCCGCUUAAAAAUGUUUUUUUGUUGUUUUUUUUUGUUGUGUUUUCGGAUUUCAUGUGCUGUUGAUCAUUUUUCACGUGGGUUGAUGUCGAAGGGUUUCCGAUGUAUAGGUUUUAAGAGUGUACAUGUCACCCCCCCUCACCCUGUUUCUGAAACUGGGACGUUUCUUUCGCGUUGAUCUCGGACGGUCAGUAAACUCUCGUGGAUGAUGUUGCAGAACUGUUCACCUGCACACGUUUUUUUGUUGUUUUAUUUUUUGUCUUUUUAUUCCUUCUGAUUAGACGAGCAGAAAAUCCAAGUGUCUUCAUUUUCUGUCCGUGCUUCUUUCUCUUUCUUUCUUUUUUUACUCGACUGAGAACGGAAGAUUUGCUAAUGCGUUGUAUAUUAAGUAUUUGUAUGUGUUUGUAAAACAGGUAUACAACACAUCUGGAUUUCUUUAAUGUUCUGUGUUCAAUGUGCCCUCAGUCUGUUUUGGGGUAUCUUAACAUGAAGGGUGGGUGGAGCAGGGGUGGUUUCCUUUUCCCAUGCAAAAGCAGUGAAAACGAUGGGGAAAGCCGAAACUAGUGUGUGGUUGUCACAAAUUUCUAAGUCACACGUUUGCUACUGAUGUUAAAUGGGGACAGAUGAUCAUGUACCUUUUUAUCCAGCUCUUUUGAACUCUCUUUAGCAGGUAGUCUAUUCACAAACGUAGUUUUGCUCCUUCUUGUCUGAUUCUUAAAUAUGAAAAUAAGUAUUUUGAUUCAUUUUGUAAAUACAGCUGUAAAGAAAAAUAAGAAAUUUAAUGUUGUCUUUUAAAUACUUUUCAUUCUAAUAUGAAUGUUGUUAUAUUGUACUUAGAAACUGUACCUUUAAUAUUACCUUUAUUAAAAGUGCAUUGGACACAUCGAUUUUAGAUGUGCUUUAUGUGCUGUUAUCCCAUAAUAAAAUUUACCGCUUGUAAUGGG